Eruca vesicaria subsp. sativa (arugula) is the source of this 1041-nucleotide messenger RNA. The record is from the annotation of a GenBank genome assembly. NCBI's taxonomy places the organism in Eukaryota, Viridiplantae, Streptophyta, Magnoliopsida, Brassicales, Brassicaceae.
AUGGAAGCGUUUGAAGAGGCCAUAGCGGCUUCAAAGGAGCAAUCAUUAAUCUUUAAAGGGAAGCGUACAAAGCGACAACGUCCACAGUCUCCUAUUCCUUUCUCUAUCUCCCCUCCUAUAGUUUCUUCCCAUGCACGCAACAUUGAAGAAGAACCUAAAAAGGAUGGUGUGAUCACGUCUUCAUCUUCAUCAGCCUCUUGGUUCUCUAACAACAACGCAACAUUAAAGGCUGAAGAAGAAGAGGAAGAGCAAGACAUAGCAAACUGUUUGAUCCUCUUGUCCCAAGGGCACUCUCUUCCCAUACCUAACCACGAAGCAAACAACAACAACACGUAUAGAUUUAGCAGCAGAAGGUUUCUAGAGACUUCUUCAUCUAACGGUGGUGGCAAAGCCGGUUACUACGUUUAUCAAUGCAAAACAUGUGACCGAACCUUCCCUUCUUUUCAAGCAUUAGGUGGCCAUAGAGCUAGCCACAAGAAACCUAAAGCCACGUUAUCCUUAUACUCCAACAUCGACGUUAAAAAGAACAUCUACGAAAGCGACGCCGUUUCACUCGUCACAACCUCAACUAUUUACAAGAACAAUAACAAUAGAUCCCUUGCCGUGUAUGGUAAGGCAGGUAGCAAUAAGGUUCAUGAAUGUGGAGUCUGUGGGGCCGAGUUUACGUCGGGUCAAGCCUUAGGUGGACACAUGAGACGGCAUAGAGGCGCGGUGGUUGUUGCUGCGGAGCCGGUUCGCGUUGUAACGGUGGCCACGGCUGCUGCCAACACGGAGUUAUCAUUGUCUUCUAUGUCGUUCGAUCAAAUAUCUGACGGUCAAGAUCAUCUGAUGAUGCCGGUUACAAAGAGAGCUAAGAAGACGGUUGUGUCAUUGGAUUUGGAUCUGAAUCUACUACCCGCACCGGAAGAUGAGAAUCGGGUCAACGGGUUUACCUUUGCUUUGAAGCAAAAACAGGAACAAGAACAACAACCAACGCAGCAAAGAGAAGAACCAAAGUGUCUUCUCAUGUCUGCUCCUACUUUGGUGGAUUGCCAUUACUGA